Messenger RNA from Daucus carota subsp. sativus, 1863 nucleotides. RefSeq lists its product as uncharacterized. The transcript is spliced from 8 exons. Gene Ontology annotation, biological process: nucleobase-containing compound metabolic process. Gene Ontology annotation, molecular function: nucleic acid binding; 3'-5' exonuclease activity. The record is from RefSeq and is a predicted model, not a curated record. Lineage: Eukaryota; Viridiplantae; Streptophyta; Magnoliopsida; Apiales; Apiaceae. The coding region runs from base 59 to 1573 and encodes 504 amino acids.
CUUGAAAAGUGAAUGAACGUAUAAACCCCUGGUAAAUUAUUAUGUUUUUGCUAGAGCUAUGGAGCUCAUUUCCUCGCCGACCCAUUUCGUCUCGUCGACCGAGUCACCGGAAUUCACUCACUUCACAUCGUCUCUAACUCAUUCAUUACUCAUCGGACUCGACGCGGAAUGGAAGCCUGUUAAAACUCAUCAAUCAACUUUUCCGACCGUUUCUCUCCUCCAAAUCGCUUGCCGACUCAAUUCAGAUGACACUGAGUCGGUGGUGUUCUUACUCGACCUAUCAACGAUUCCUCUUUCUUCAAUCUACGAGUUGCUAAAACAAGUGUUCGAGUCGCCUAAUAUCUUGAAAUUAGGGUUUAGGUUUAAGCAAGACCUCAAGUAUUUGUCUUCCACUUUUGUGUCUCAAGGAUGUGAUCUCGGCUUCGAAAAGGUGGAGCCGUAUUUAGAUAUCGUAAGCGUAUAUGGUGCAUUACAAAAUAAACAAAAAGGAAGAGAGUUACCGAAGCAAAAUAAGAGCUUGGCUGCUAUUUGCAAGGAUGUGCUCGGCAUUUCUCUUUCCAAGGAGCUUCAGUGUAGUGAUUGGUCGUGUCGUCCUCUAUCAGAAGAGCAAAUUCAGUAUGCAGCUGCAGAUGCACAUUGUUUGCUUAUGAUAUUUGAUGUCCUGCGGUGCAAGUUUUGUAAAGAAGAUAUUCAUCCUUACAAUGUAAAACUUGGACUGAAGCUUAUUAUGGAGCAGCCUGUUACUUGUAAUGUGAUUAUAAAGACCAGGUUCUGCAAUGCUUUAGACAUGGUUCAAGCUACAAUUACUGAGUUUCCUCAGAUAAUACCUGCCAUCCAGGAUUCUCAUUUAAGUAGGCUAUCAGAAAGUCACAAAGCUAUUGAUGACACAGUCCUGCGAAUUAUUAGAAGAUAUGGUGACAAAAUUGUGUUGAAGCUAUCUGAUAGAAAUCCCAAAGGGUCUAAAAAGAAGGGGAAAAAACAAACCUCUUCAUAUAACAAAGAAAAGAGAUCAGAAGUUAUUGAGGAAUGGGAAGGCCCUCCUCCAUGGGAUAUGUCAUUGGGAGGGGAUGGAUGCCCUAAAUUUUUAUGUGAUGUGAUGAUUGAAGGCUUGGCUAAACAUCUAAGAUGUGUUGGAAUAGAUGCUGCAGUUCCCUACACCAAAAAGCCUAAUACAAGAGACUUGAUAGAACAAGCAGACAAAGAGAAACGGGUUCUCUUAACACGAGAUGCAAAGCUUUUGAGACAUAAGUAUCUGAUACAAAACCAGAUAUAUCUGGUGAAGAGUCUCCUGAAAAAUGACCAGCUAGUUGAGGUAAUUCAUACAUUUCAACUAAAUAUUAGUGAAGAUAAGCUGAUGUCAAGGUGCCCAAAGUGUAAUGGGAGGUUCAUCCAAAGACCUCUGUCAACUGAGGAAGCAAUUGAAGUUGCAAAGGGUUUCCAAGUGAUUCCUAAUUGCCUGUUUAACAAGAAUGUAGAGUUUUGGCAGUGCAAAGACUGCAACCAACUUUACUGGGAGGGAACUCAAUACCACAAUGCUGUGCAAAAGUUCAUUGAUGUAUGCAAGCUAAACUGACAAGUUUGUGACUGUAAUUGUGUGACAACAUAAGUGAAGAGAGAGCUGUGAUAAUAUAAGUGGUUUUUUUUUUUUUUUUGACAAAUAUGGCUUAUAGCCUUACAAAUGAAUAUCUGUUCUACAGAAUUCUCGGAAUGAGUCAAGGUCGAACCCAAGACCUGGGACGACAGAGGAUAAGCUCUCAAUCACUUGAGCCAACCACUUGAGCUAUAAGUGUUUUUGUAUAUGACAAAUUUUCAAAUCUUAUGAACCCUGUUAAGAGUUUCCCGCGAACCUUAUGAACCUGUCAA